This is a messenger RNA of Acinonyx jubatus (cheetah), 1901 nucleotides long. RefSeq names its product paired immunoglobulin-like type 2 receptor alpha. The transcript is spliced from 7 exons. Lineage: Eukaryota; Metazoa; Chordata; Mammalia; Carnivora; Felidae. Gene Ontology annotation, molecular function: MHC class I protein binding. The record is from RefSeq and is a predicted model, not a curated record. Bases 464 to 1351 code for a protein of 295 amino acids.
GCCGAGAGCCAGUGAGAAGGAGAGCUGGAGAGACAGAGACUGACUCCUGAGGAGAGGUGGCCAGGAGCUGAGAUGGAAGAGGCGAGGCCACAGAUGGCCAAGGUGUGGGGUGACCAUGUGAAGAAAGAACCAUGAACCAUGGCCAUGUGAAGAAAGGCCAUGAACUAUGGCCCUCCAUGUGAAGAAAGAAGUUGGGGGCCUUUCUCACGGCUCCUGUGCACUGACCACAAGGGAGGCGCUUUUGCAAUGUAGAAAAAGAAGAAACCAGAUUGAUAAAGGAAGUGCUGGGUACUCCGGGGGCCCGCGAGUUUGGGGAAGCUCACCCUCCCUUGCUCUUCCGAAGGAACCUGAUCCACGCUUUCCACGUUCCUCUGGACUCCCCGAGGAGGCACCUCUGUAGGGCCUGCCCUCUGGCCUUGACAGAGCUGCUUGGCUUCUCCUCUCCUGGGAGGAGAGUGAGACCAUGGGUCCGUCCCUGCUGCUGUCCCUGCUGCUGCUGCCGGCAUCUCUGCAGGCUGGCAGCUCAAAAGAAUGCAAUCCAAACACUGACUUUGGGAUCAACCAACCAGCGUCUCUCUCAGCCCCCGAGGGUGGUUCCACCUGCAUCUCUUUCUCCUACUUCCACUGCUGGGAGUUAGCCAAGGAUCCCAGACUGAGUAUAGCCGUCAGACGGAGAGACUUCCAUGGAGUGGUCAUCUACAACAGCACCCAGCGUUUUAUCCAUAAGGAUUACAAGAACCGGAUCUCCCUGGACUUGAGAGAGGGUCAGAACUCCGGCACCCUGUGUAUACGGAACCUGCGGAAAGAAGAUGAGAAUAGGUACUUUUGCCGGGUCCAAGUGGAAACGCUAAGAGACGGCAAACAGGUGUGGCAGUCCAUCCCAGGGACCAAACUCACCAUUACCGACGCUGCCCAGGCGACCACCAAGGGCACCACCACCGCAGCCACCAUCACAGCUGACCUCAAUGUCGUAGAGGACAAUGGGAGCUCAGCAUCUUCACCCCUGAGUGUGGGAGCUGCAGUCGGUGUGGCACUGGCUGGUGUUGUGCUCAUAAUAGCAGUUUUGGGACUGAUUGUCUUCCUCAGGUGGAAGAGAAGCAAAGGUCUGCAGACUAAAGCCAGAACCGUAGCCGGGGAAUCGGUCCAAAACACUGAGGAGAAGUAUGAGAACAUCGGGAUUACAGGACAAAAAACAGAGCCCAAGCUGGACCCCAAGGGUGAAGCCCAGGAUGACGGUGGCAUCCUCUAUGCCUCCCUCACCCUCUCCAGCUCGUCACCAGCAGCCCCUCCCUGCACCCCUUCCAAGGAGAGCCCGCAGGAGACCCUGUAUUCUAUCGUAAAGGCCCAGUGAGCGGGAUUGAAUGGGGACUCACUGAGACUAAGCUGCACAGAAGGUCACAGCUUCUAGUAAUAACCCUGGCCAGACACAGACAAAAGCCAGUGGGUGUGGAAGGCCACCAAGGACCAGAGAGAAACAGAGCCAUCUGCUUCCAUUCCCUCUUCAACUGCCCAGCCCUUGCCCACAAAAAUAAAAGUACUAGUAGGAUUUGCCUGAAGGCACCUAAGGAGAAACUGAUGGCAUCUUCUGUCUUUUCCUUCUCGCCAAAAAUGAGCUGUAAAAGUAGCUCACACCCAAGAUCCCUCCUCCAGGGCUGGUGUUCAGUGACUGCCUUCAGGCCAGGUGGGGGACACCAAACACUGGCAGCCAGCCCAGAGCCCAGACUCUGCCCCCUUAUCUAACCAUUCUACUUCUGCUACCAUAACAUGUACCGCGUUAAGUGCAUGACUCAUGUAAGCAUCACCAACAACCUUAUACAGUCCUGGAUGCACUCACCGGAGGCGUGAAGAGAAGACCCAGAAUGGUUAGUGCUUUUCUCAAGGCCACACACCUAGUAAGUGGC